ACUACUACCAACACUUUACGUUUACAAUUACGUCAUUCUUCAUUACUCACUACACACGUUCUUCGCUGUCAAAUGGAUUCCAUUAUUUGACUCCAUGUCCUAGAUGCAUAUGUGCCUUCAAUUUUAUAUACAGUACGUGUAGUGUAUUUUAAAGCUCAUCGUGAAUACUUUACACCUACAACGACUUCGCCUAUUCCAACCAACUGUUGAGGUAUAUUGCUACUUUAAAAGUUUGAACAAGUUUGGUAACAAUGUGCAGUGUUGAUCCAGACGAAAUCACAGAGAUGACUCGUGCCACGGAUGGCUUAGAUAUUAGCAGUGGUAAUGUGAUGUGUAGGAGGUGUAACACAGAAAAAGCUGUCGUUGUAUUGAGGAUUAAGGAUGCUUACUGCAGGGAAUGCUUCUUAUCAUACUUUGUCCACAAAUUCCGAUCUACUAUUGGGAAAUCUAAGCAGAUUCGACCUGGUGACCGAAUUUUGAUUGCUACCUCCGGAGGUACAUCAUCCUCUGCUUUACUGCAUCUUGUAAGAGAAGGAUUGGAUGAAUCUUCGCACAAAAAGUUACGCUUUGAACCAGCUUGCAUCUACAUUGAUGAAAGUUGUCUUAGUGAUAGUCCUGACAUUGGCCCAGAAUUGACCCAGCAAGUUUGUAAGGGAGUCUUGGGUCUGAAGUUUCCCUGUUAUUUGACAUCUUUGGAACAGAUAAUGUCUUCUCAACCACCUGUACCUGUUUUGAUUUCAGAGGAUGAUCCAGUGGAGUUGAACACUAGUUUGGAAUUAAAGGAAAAACUCCAAAAACUCUUGUCAUCUUGUAAGAGUGACUCUGCCAAGCAAGAUCUCCUUGAACAGCUGAGACAAGAAUUGUUGUCGCAGUGUGCUAGUGCUCUUGGUUAUCAGAAGAUAUUUCUUGGAGAUAGUGCCACUGCAUUGUCUGUAUGCAUUUUAUCCAAUGUAGCUCUUGGGAGAGGGUCACAGUUGUCUGACAGAGUGCAUUUUAAAGCACGGCAUAAAGACACGGAGGUAUAUCGUCCCAUGAGAGAACUGUUGCAGAAUGAAAUUCAGUAUUACAAUGAUCUUCACGACAUACUGGCAGUACAAGCUCCAAGUCUGAAAUAUAAGGGUUCAAGCAUCAUAACAUGCACAGAACAGUUUGUAAUGGGUCUCCAAAAAGAGUUCCCUGCCACAAUUCCAACGAUUUUCCGAACUGGAGAUAAAUUAGUAUCUACAUCAUCUGAAAUCAGCAAAUGUUCUACACCAGAAUUAAAUGGCUAUAAUGAAACAAAUUUUUCCUCUAUCUGUGCAAUGUGUGGACUGAUACUUGACACAAUGCAGAGUGAAUCAUCAGCUGUUCAUGCAACAUUGGUAUCACAGAGAUUAUCUUGCACUGUUGCACCUUCAGUAAACCUAGGAGAAAGAUUAACUGAUGCAACAAAUGGUUUAUCUGAACAGUCAUCAUCAACUAGCAGCCCAACACAUCUGCAAACCUCUCAUGAACAUCAUGUAAAGUCCAUUAACUGUUCUUCAGAUUUAUCCAGUAGUGUAGGAACAUCCUGUGAUUGUUCUCAGCAAACAAGAUGUUGUAGCACCAAUAAAGACAAGCAACAGUUAAAUGCCAGUAAUUCAGUUCAUAAGAAUAUUCUUGAUAGCUAUCUAUGCUAUGGGUGCAGAAUCAUAGUAAGGGAAUUGGAAGAAGUCAAUCUCCUACCUGUUAAAAUCCGUGGUUCUGUUGCUGAGCAGGAGCGACUCAAGCGUAUGAGGGAGAAAAUUGAAGAUUUUUUGCUAUAGUAAAUUAGUAAUGAAAAAUUUCUUCGCAACUUUUGAAUAAAUUUGUUUCUUUCA
Messenger RNA from Macrobrachium nipponense, 1838 nucleotides. RefSeq names its product cytoplasmic tRNA 2-thiolation protein 2-like (gene Ctu2). Gene Ontology annotation, cellular component: cytosol. Gene Ontology annotation, molecular function: sulfurtransferase activity; tRNA binding. The transcript is spliced from 9 exons. The record is from RefSeq and is a predicted model, not a curated record. Lineage: Eukaryota; Metazoa; Arthropoda; Malacostraca; Decapoda; Palaemonidae. Gene Ontology annotation, biological process: tRNA wobble position uridine thiolation. Bases 252 to 1784 code for a protein of 510 amino acids.